GCCCCCGCACCUGCUUGGCUUUUGGUCCGGUCAAUAUUCAAUACGGGCACGUGUCACUCCACGCCGCGCCUCAAACCAAGCAAUUAUGUUCAUUGUGUUCCUCAAUUCUCAUCAGUCCUCACAACACAACGCCUCUUCUCUCUCCCUCUCCCCCCUCUCCCUCUCCCUCUCUCUCUCUGACACUCGAAUCUUGCCUGAACCACAACCUCCCCUCCACACCUCACCACGCAGCAGCUUACCACGAUUUGACUUUUUGAUCGCCAACCGUCGCCAUGGGAACAGAGAGUCCGGCCAAUUACACUUACUUGGGACGGAGUCUCAGCGAAUUGAGUAUCAACGAUAAUUCUUCCUCUGCUUUCAGCGACUGUAACAGUGAUAGAUCUGGUGAAUUCCCCACUGCUUCUUCCCAGAGCCGCCGUCUUCUUAUCGCCUGCGCUUCUGAGAAUUCCGAUGAUUUUAUUCGCCAGCUCGUCUCCGAUCUCCAUUCCACUUCUAUUGACGAGCAAAAGCAGGCCGCCCUGGAGAUCAGAUUACUAGCCAAGAAUAAACAAGAAAAUCGCCUCAAAAUCGCCGAAGCUGGAGCAAUUAGGCCCUUAAUCUCGCUUAUAUCUUCCCCCGACCUUCAGCUCCAAGAGUAUGGCGUCACCGCGAUUCUGAAUCUUUCGUUAUGCGACGAGAACAAAGACCUUAUAGCUUCAUCGGGAGCGAUCAAACCUCUGGUUCGAGCUCUCAAGACAGGAACACCUGCGGCUAGAGAGAACGCGGCGUGCGCUCUGCUUCGUCUGUCGCAAGUGGAGGAGAAUAAGAUCGUAAUUGGAAGGUCGGGAGCUAUUCCAGCUCUGGUGAGUCUUUUAGAGAACGGGGGGUUCAGAGGGAAGAAAGACGCAUCGACGGCGCUGUAUUCGCUGUGUUCGGUGAAGGAGAACAAGAUAAGAGCAGUACAAGCAGGAAUCAUGAGGGCGCUAGUGGAAUUGAUGGCGGAUUUCGGAUCAAACAUGGUGGACAAGUCAGCGUACGUGUUGAGCGUGCUGGUAUCGGUGCCGAAGGCGAGGACAGCAUUAGUGGAAGAAGGAGGGAUUCCGGUGCUGGUGGAAAUAAUAGAGGUGGGUUCACAGAGGCAAAAGGAAAUCGCAGUGGUGAUACUGUUGCAGAUUUGCGAGGACAGCGUGGCUUAUCGUACAAUGGUUGCCCGCGAAGGAGCCAUUCCUCCGUUGGUCGCAUUGUCCCAAUCCGGCACCAAUCGGGCCAAACAGAAGGCGGAGACACUCAUAGAGCUUCUACGGCAACCGAGAUCCGGCAACGUCGCUGCUCGAACCUCGGAAGUGUCGGCAUAAAUCUCUCUGCCCCCAUCAUGUUCUGCCCAGCUCUGUGACUUUGUUGGACAACAUUCCCCUGCCCCCCACCCCCUCAGGAAGAAAAAAAGAACAGAGGAAUAUUGUAAAUAUCGUUCCCAGGGAGAAAUGUUUGUAAAAUUAGUGCUAGAACUCAUAUGAGAUUGUGGGCCAAGGGCCAAGGCGAAAAAUCUUAUUUAUGCUGAGAUAAGUUUUCCUUUUUAACAUU
Molecule: messenger RNA, 1560 nt
Organism: Neltuma alba
Lineage: Eukaryota; Viridiplantae; Streptophyta; Magnoliopsida; Fabales; Fabaceae
Product: U-box domain-containing protein 4-like
Exons: 2
Coding region: 273-1334 (353 amino acids)
Molecular function (GO): protein binding
Source: RefSeq, a predicted model, not a curated record